This is a messenger RNA of Physeter macrocephalus (sperm whale), 837 nucleotides long. RefSeq names its product chromosome unknown C12orf57 homolog (gene CUNH12orf57). The record is from RefSeq and is a predicted model, not a curated record. The coding region runs from base 378 to 758 and encodes 126 amino acids. Gene Ontology annotation, biological process: post-embryonic development. NCBI's taxonomy places the organism in Eukaryota, Metazoa, Chordata, Mammalia, Artiodactyla, Physeteridae. The transcript has 3 exons.
CCUCACCAAUAGUGGAGUUGGUGGACAUGCCACCUUCUCUCCAGGGUACGUCCCGGCAGUGUUACAGCUCUUUUAGAAUUUGUCUAGUAGGUUUUCUGGUUUUUACCGGAAAACCCCCACCAUACAGCUUGUUUUCAACGACAGAAAGGCUUUGAAUGAGGUGUGAGGAAUUUUAGGCUGUGGGCUGGUUUACUUUUUCUCACGACAAACUCGUUAUCGGCCGUUAAAAGUGGGGAAAUGGAGGCUGCAUCAGGAGGUUUCCGGCUUCAGCUGAUGCAAUUUCCCUGCCGCCCCACCCGCUGGGAGAGCCGCUCUAGGAGACUGCUAGUUUCUUCUGGGCGUUUCCCUGGCGCCGUUGCACGUGCAUCUUUUGUCCUAUGGCGUCCGCCUCGGCUCAAGCUGCAGCGUUGAGCGCCGAGCAGGCCAAGGUGGUCCUGGCCGAGGUGAUCCAGGCGUUUUCGGCCCCGGAGAACGCCGUGCGCAUGGACGAGGCUCGGGACAACGCGUGUAACGACAUGGGCAAGAUGUUGCAAUUCGUGCUGCCCGUGGCCACGCAGAUUCAGCAGGAGGUUAUCAAAGCUUAUGGCUUCAGCUGCGACGGGGAAGGUGUCCUUAAAUUUGCCCGCUUGGUCAAGUCUUACGAAGCCCAGGAUCCCGAGAUUGCCAGCCUGUCGGGCAAGCUGAAGGCGCUGUUCCUGCCGCCCAUGACCCUGCCGCCCCACGGGCCUGCUUCGGGUGGCAGUGUGGCCGCCUCCUGAGGGUUGGCCCUCCCGUGGCACUGCUGGCGCAGGGAAGACCCUUGUGUUCCGGAGGAUAUAAAUGUGCCUAUGACUUCGC